Messenger RNA from Dromaius novaehollandiae (emu), 8713 nucleotides. RefSeq names its product BCL11 transcription factor B (gene BCL11B). Bases 975 to 3629 code for a protein of 884 amino acids. Gene Ontology annotation, molecular function: RNA polymerase II cis-regulatory region sequence-specific DNA binding; DNA-binding transcription factor activity. NCBI's taxonomy places the organism in Eukaryota, Metazoa, Chordata, Aves, Casuariiformes, Dromaiidae. The record is from RefSeq and is a predicted model, not a curated record. The transcript has 4 exons. Gene Ontology annotation, cellular component: nucleus. Gene Ontology annotation, biological process: positive regulation of transcription by RNA polymerase II.
GUGUGUGAGUGCGAGUGGUGCUUCUUGUUCUCUUGCAGGGUACAAUGUUAAAAAGCCACCGCUAGUCGCCCCCAGUGCUCCUACUCUCUGGGUCUUUUUGUCUCUAGUGCAGAUUAAACGUCACGUCCGCACUUGAACUUGAAUUUUAUCCCAUUGUACAGAGGCAGCCCCAGCCAUAGAGAGACAGAGCGCUCCCAGAGAACCAGGACUCCGCCAUCUUCACAUUGCAAUAUAUAAUAGUAAUAGCCAGCACCAGCCCAGCUGCACUGGGGGCUUCCUUCCUUCCAGUCCCGGUGCCAGGCGAGGGGGGAAGAGUGCAAAGUGGUGCAGGAGCACUGGCAAUCCAAAAGCACCAGGGCAAAGCAGUGCCACUUGAACUGGGAAAGAGGAGACACAGUUUUGGCUACCCCUUUUCAAAAAAAUUAUAUGUAUAUCUACCCAGCAAGGGUCAAUCUCUGAAAAACAAUUUUUUGGCAAUUUUUUUUGUGUGUGGGCAAUCCCAAUUCCAGUACUUUUUUGAUAUUCCUGCUUCUUUUUUGAUUUUUUUUAUUUUUAUUUUUACCCUCCUGGUGGAAAAGCGCACUUGCCAAUUUGCCAAGCACUCUGGAAAGAGGGAAAGAGAAAAGUGUCACUGGCGGUGCAUAUCCUCCUAAGUUCAAGAAGAGAUUUGGAAGUCCAAGUGGCAGCAGCAGUGGAGAAAAGACAGAGUGUUUGAAAGAGAAAAAGCAGAGCGAGAAAGCUUUUUCCUGAUGAUGAUGAUGAUGAUGAUUUUUAAUUGAGAGGGCAUCCCAGCUAGUGCACCACAACAGCGACAGAAAGGAGGUCUUUUUUUUCCUUUUAUUUUUUGAAAGAAGAAGAAGUCGAUAAAGAAGAAGAAGAAGAAAGAGGAAAAAAAAAGAGGAGGAUCGCCCCCCCGACACAUCUCCCCAGACCAGUGCAGCUCUCCAGGCGAUGCCAGUGUAAAUGCCAGGGCAAUGUCCCGUCGCAAGCAGGGAAACCCGCAGCACUUGUCACAAAGAGAGAUUAUCACACCAGAGGCUGACCAUGUGGAACCGGCAAUCGCCGACGAGGAUGAGAGCCUGGCAAUAGCAGAGCCGGGUGGCAUCAGCAUCGCCGCAGGCGGGACAGACCCCGACUUGUUAACCUGUGGACAGUGUCAGAUGAACUUCCCGCUGGGAGACAUCUUGGUUUUUAUAGAGCACAAGAGAAAACAGUGCAAUGGCACUGGUGGUGCCUGCUAUGAAAAGAGCAUGGAUAAGAGCAGCCCUCCCCCCUCCUCACGCGCCGAGCUCAGGAAAGUGUCAGAGCCAGUGGAAAUCGGGAUCCAAGUCACACCCGAUGAAGAAGACCGUCUUCUCACGCCUACAAAAGGAAUUUGCCCCAAGCAGGAGAACAUUGCAGGGCCGUCCAGGCCUGCAAACCUGCCGGGGGCUCCCAUAGCUGCCUCCUCCCACCCUCACACAUCAGUGAUCACGUCACCUCUCCGCGCACUGGCCUCUCUCCCGCCCUGCCUUAGCCUGCCCUGCUGUGGUGCACGUGCAGUCUCAGUUGGCGGGACUCAGACUGAGAUUCAGACUGAGACGUCAGGCACAUUUGGAUGUCAUUGUCAGUUGUCAGGUAAAGAUGAGCCUUCAAGCUAUAUUUGCACAACAUGCAAGCAGCCUUUUAAUAGCGCUUGGUUCUUGCUUCAGCAUGCCCAGAACACACAUGGAUUCCGCAUCUACCUGGAAACAAGCCCUUCAAACAGUUCCCUUACUCCACGCAUCACCAUCCCUCCUCCUCUGGGACCAGAGACUGUUGCACAGUCCCCGCUGAUGAAUUUCCUUGGAGACAACAACCCUUUCAAUCUCUUACGGAUGACAGGACCCAUCUUGCGUGAACACCCUGGCUUUGGUGAGGGUCGGCUCCCAAACACACCUCCACUUUUCAGCCCGCCGCCUCGUCAUCAUCUGGAUCCACAUCGCCUUAGUGCCGAAGAAAUGGGGUUAGUUGCCCAGCAUCCCAGUGCCUUUGACAGAGUUAUGCGUUUAAACCCCAUGGCAAUUGAGUCCCCAGCGAUGGAUUUCUCCAGAAGGCUUAGAGAACUGGCAGGAAACAGUUCCACCCCUCCUCCAGUCUCGCCCAGUCGCACCAACCCUAUGCAUCGCCUGUUGAAUCCUUUCCAGCCAAGUCCUAAAUCACCUUUUUUGAGUACCCCGCCACUGCCACCAAUGCCCCCCAGCAGCACUACGCCUCCCCAGCCUCAGGCCAAGAGUAAGUCCUGUGAAUUCUGUGGGAAAACAUUCAAGUUCCAGAGUAAUCUUAUUGUGCACCGACGCAGUCACACAGGAGAAAAGCCCUACAAAUGUCAACUCUGUGACCAUGCUUGCUCCCAGGCCAGCAAGCUAAAGCGUCAUAUGAAAACACAUAUGCAUAAAGCUGGCUCCAUGACAGGCAGGUCAGAUGAUGGACUGUCCACCACUAGUUCCCCUGAGCCAGGCACAAGCGAGCUCACUGGAGAGGGACUAAAAUCCAGUGAGACAGAUUUCAGGAAUGAGAGCGAUCCUUCCUUGGGCCAUGACAAUGAAGAAGAAGAAGAGGAGGAGGAGGAGGAAGAGGAGCUUGAAAACGAGAGCAGGCCAGAGUCGAGUUUCAGUAUGGACUCAGAGCUGAGUCGCAACCGAGAAAAUGGUUCCAAAUCAUUACCAGAUGAAAAAUCCCUUGUCCUGGGAAAAGUUAUAGAGAAUGUAAGUCUAGGUGCCAUCCAGCAAUAUAAUGACAUGCUAGCUGAAAAACAGAAAAGGAGUAGCUUCAUGAAAAGGUCUUCUGAUCAGCGAGACUUGUGUCCUCGAGAUCUCUGUCAGAGAGAUACAGGUGAUGAAGACUCAGUGGUAGGAGAACUGGACCGCACUGAGGAAGGGACAGUCAAUGGAAGAAACUUUGGCCCAGGUGAACCCUUCCCAAACUUGUUCCCUCGCAAGCCGACGCCUAUCACAAGCCCCAGUUUAAACAAUUCUUCUAAAAGAAUAAAGGUAGAGAAAGAUUUGGACUUGCCACCAGCAACAAUAAUACCUUCCGAAAAUGUUUACUCCCAGUGGCUGGUAGGGUAUGCAGCAUCAAGGCACUUCAUGAAGGAUCCGUUUCUAGGAUUCACAGACUCCCGACAAUCCCCCUUCGCAACUUCUUCCGAGCACUCUUCGGAGAAUGGGAGCCUGCGUUUCUCCACCCCACCGGGGGACAUGCUAGACGGGGGGCUCUCAGGGCGCAGCGGCACGGCGAGCGGAGGCAGCACUCCCCACAUCAGCGGUCCUGGCCCCGGGCGACCCAGUUCGAAGGAAGGGCGGAGGAGUGAUACAUGUGAGUACUGUGGCAAGGUCUUUAAGAACUGCAGCAAUUUAACGGUGCACCGUCGGAGCCACACUGGAGAGCGGCCUUACAAAUGCGAGCUCUGCAACUAUGCAUGUGCCCAGAGCAGUAAGCUGACGCGUCAUAUGAAAACGCAUGGUCAGAUAGGGAAGGAGGUCUACCGCUGCGACAUUUGCCAGAUGCCCUUCAGUGUUUACAGCACCCUGGAGAAACACAUGAAAAAGUGGCAUGGAGAACAUUUGCUGACAAAUGACGUCAAAAUUGAGCAGGCAGAAAGAAGCUAAGGCCCCCCACUAGGUUAAAUUUCAGGGGUCUAGGUAACAUUUUAUUUGUACAGUUUAACUAUUGCCAACUGAGAAAAGAUGACCUAACUUGCCUCCGUAAACAUAACUUAGCAUAACUAUGGUAGGUGCCAGACUUUGGCACUUAAAUAUAACCUGUGUCUACAAAGUUCUAUUAAACCCGAGGGUUGAUUAAGGCAGUAAAAAUUGUGGAGCCUUUUAACUGUGCAAUAAUUUCUGUAUUUAUUGGGUUUUUGUAAUUUUUUGGCAUGUGCAGGUACUUUUUUUUAUUCUUUCUGUUUAAAUUUCUUUGAAAAUUUUGUUGGGUAUCCCUUUUUACUUUUACCCAGUCGUAGCCUGAGAUUACUUGCAUUGUAGAGGAGAAACAUAUCUUUUUAAAUUAUAAUUUUUGGGCCGCUGCUUUGUUGAAAUUUAAGCUAAGCGUGUAAUUUCUUGUGAAGAAGCCAGCAUUUUAACAGAGAUCUUCCUUCUUUUCCUUUUUUCCUUUCCUCUUUUUAAAUAACCUUGAAGAUUAGGGAAAUCAAAAUUGUACAGCGGAUAACAAUCUUUAAAAUUAGCACUUUCUUUUGGAAUUGGAUCUAAUAUGUAGCACUGACAAUGUUGCUAAUGAUAGAGGCCUUUUCUAGGUAGAUUUCGUCAUUAAAGUUAUGUCGACUAAAAAGACAUGGGUGCAGGUAUUUUCAGAAGGCAGCUACAUUCAGAAAAACAUAACAUUCCUGAUUGUGCAUUAUUAUCAGAUAGUUUCUUCUUGUAGUUAAAGCUUUGGCAACGUAAUGGUGCCAUUCUGUCACUUGUUGUGGUAUCUUUCCCUCCCUCUUCCCACUGACAGUAAAAGUACAUCCGAGGUAUUGCAAUAUUCUCUUCAAACCUUGGAGGAACCAGAUGCUGUCUUUCUCUCUUUUUGAACUGCACAAACAGAAAUCCAACUGAGUUCAGGACAUCUGUACAUGCCUCUUCCUUGGCCCAGAUUUGCUGUAGUUAAAAUAAUUACAACAGGAUGAGAAAUUCUCAAUUAAGCAACUCAACUUUUAGGCAUUUGGUUUAUGAAUGGAAAUAUUAGAACUGUCUUAUAUGAUGUACAAUGAUGUUAUUGUAAGGAAGGGAAAAAAUAAAUGUGAGUCGAAUUACCUAUAUUGGCAAGAUUCUGUUCUUGCUGAAGUCUGAACUGACUGAAUUAGGGACAGAACUGAAUUAUGUUACGUGAAAAGCAUUACAACAGAAAAAAAGUAAAAGAAAAGAAAAAUGCACCUGCUCUACUUUCAAAUUUUAAAUUUUGUAAAGCCUAUUAAGACUAAUAUUAACAGUGGACAAUUAUGGUUAGACAUUUUAAUUAUGUUGACCCGCACUUUAAAGCUUUUGUUUGUGGUUAAGAGAAAAAUGGCUUCUCAACAAGAAAUUACAUCAUAUUCUUCUACUUGGCCCAAAGGUGGGUUAAACUGUAAGAGAACAGCUGAGAUUAAGUGUCAGUGUUGCUAAGCAUGGCAUUCACAAUACUGGCACUAUAAAGAAAAAUAAAUAAAAAUAAUUUAUUGGACAGUUUUUCUACUGCCAUUCAAUUUGACGUGAGUGCCUUGAAAACUGAUCUUCCUAUUUGAGUCUCUUGAGACAAAUGCAAAACGUUUUUGUGAAAUGAAAAGACUUUUAAAAAAAAAGUAAAACAAGAAAAGUACAUUCUUUAGAAAAAAAGAGCCACAUUUACUUUAAAAAAAUUACUGGUUGAAGAUAGUGGACAUGAAAAUGCCAUAAGACCCAAUCAAAUGAAGAUGUAUACCCAGCACAACUUCGGACAUCCAUUAGCUGAAUUAUUCUCAGCCUUUUUUUUUUUUUCAGGACAACGCUGCUUAGGAAAUGGAAUGGAAAUGAUUUACUGCUGAAUUAAAACUCAAAUGACACAAAUUACAAGUUGUUAUCAUUGAAUGAGAAAAAACAAUUCAGGAACAACGGCUAAUUUUUUUUAAAAGUUAAAUUUAGUGCACUCUGUCUUAAAAUACGUUUACAGUAUUGAAUACAUACAAGGGUAAAAAAAAAUUGUGUGUAUGUGUGUUUGAGCAAUCUUUUUUUUUUCAAAGUUUGCUUAAUAGGUUAUUAAAAAAUGCCAUAAUGGCCAUGUGUAUAUUGUUUUCUUUUGGUGACGGGGUUUUAGUAUAUAUUAUAUAUAUUAAAAUUUCUUGAUUACUGUAAAAGUGGACCAGUAUUUGUAAUAAUGGAGAAUGCCUGGGCAUUUUACAAAACCAGAAAGAAAAAAAAAAACUUUUCUUUUUUCCUUGAAAAUGUUGCAGUAAAAUUUAAAUGGUGGGUCUAUAAAUUUGUUCUUGUCACUGUAACUGUAAAGUCUUGAGUUUUAGUAAAUUUUUUUCUGCCUUGGGUGUUGAAUUUUUAUUUCAAAAAAUGUAUAGAAACUUGUAUUUGGGGAUUAAAAGGUGAUUGCUACACCAUGUAGAAAAAGUAUGUAGAAAAAAGUGCUUAAUAUUGUUAUUGCUUUGCAGAAAAAAAAAUCACGUUUCUGACCUGUACCUAUUUUUCUCUUUUUUUCUUCCCCUUUCCCCGCCCUUUCCCCUUCUGGAAUGGAUAUUGAUAUUGGUUGAUUCAUAUGAUGUAGGCACUUGCUGUAUUUUUACUGAAGCUUGUAAUUUUUUAACUGUACGCUUGUCCUUUUAAAGGGAUUUAAUGUACCUUUUUGUUAGUGAAUUUGGAAAUAAAAAUAAAAACAAACAAACAGGCUGCCAUAAUAUAUUUUUUUAAUUUGGCAGGAUAAAAUAUUGCAAAAAUAAAAAAAAAUUUGUAUGUGAAGUCCUUAUUGUACAGGAAAAAAGGAGGUUGUUAGACGACCUUUGAGUAAAAGAAACAAAACAGAAUAAUUAAGUGCUUUUUUAUUUUUAUUUUUUUGUUGUUGUUGUUCACAAAUAAUUUUAGUUGUAUAUAUAUAUUUUUUUUGUCAGAAAUGGCCUACAAAAAAGUGCUGUUCCCACAGGGCUCUAAGUAACUUCAGAGUUGCCUGGACCCCUUGCAUCAAGGUUUUACCAGGUAUGGUUGAACCAGGCUGGAUGGUUAUUGCCUAUUCGUGUUAGAUGAAAUUCGAUUUCCGUAGAGGUGUCCAAGGUGACUUCCCACAGCUUCCCCGCAGAUGCGAGAGGGGGAGAGGAGAUUUUCCCCCCCUUUCAAACAAGAGCAUGUCAAACACAUCUUACCUCUCACUGCUGCCUCCCACUCACUGUCCCCGCCCCUGCCACCGCCCUCUGGAAGAAAGUCAUUUUAGUCUUUAAAAAGCAAGAGCUGUUGCAUCCACUCUGACACCGGUGAAAUGCUCUGCUGUUGGUACAGUUGUAACCGGCUUGAAGUAAAAUUGGUCCAGGCACAGCCCUCCUCUUCCCUGUCAGAACAGGACCUAUUCCAUGUACAGGUCUUGCCAGUCCAUGUUAUUAUCUGCUUUGCUGCUGUUCACUCCUAAUUGUACAUUCCAUAGAUUUCUGAAUGUUUGAGACUGGGAUGAAAUCCUGUGCCUUUUGCUUUUGCUCUUCUCUGCUCUUCUUUCUCCCUCGCUCACUUGCUCUCACGUUUGGGCUGAGGGGAAGACAGGUGAUGGGAGAGGCGCUGAUACUCUAGCAAAGGGGAGAAGGAGAAAACACGCAACCCCGUUUCGGGAAAUGAUGGUAAAAGAAGCCAAUAAUAAAAAAAAAUGACUGUGCCAAAUUGUUCCUCUGCCUUCAUUGGUGCAAAACUGCUGGAGCAUUUGGAGAGGCAUGGGUGUGACAGCAAGGUGCAUUUGGUCCAGCUGCCUAACAGAUAGAUACAUCUUCCUGGCUUGAACAUUAAGACUUCUGGACAAAUUUUGGAUCUCAAUUAAACUGAUAUAAAUCAGGAAUUAUUCAUCACUCUUAGGCCUGGAUUGCUCCAGCAUGGCCAAGGGUGGAAUGUGAGCCCUUAAAGGCACAUUUUCACUUUGGGUGGAAAAUUUUGAUCUCUGACGUUUGCAUAAAUCCAGAGUAAUGUCACAGGAUUCAGCAGAAUCCCUUACCUGUGUUGUCAGGGUUAUGAAGAUCAGAAGUUAACCACAGGUUUUCAGUCUACGGUUGAUUGAUUUAAGAAAGAAUUCACCUUUCAUUUUAGUGUAAAUUGCUUAGGAGCUCCAGUCUCCCCAUUUUUUUUUGUUUUUUAAAUUAUCCAGGAUAGCUAACACCAGCAGUUAUCUAAUUUUGUGACUUAAAUCACUGAAGCUAACGGUAAGUCACCCAAAAGCACAAGGUUUGUGUUUCUGCAGACUGUAGUGAUAAUGAAAUUGCCCUCCUUUCUUCUUGCUUAGGAGAACCAUAGUUUACUAGGCCGUAAGCACAAUAUAACAGACGUACAAUAGCUAGAAUGCUGCCAUAGUUCUCUUCACAAUUUAGAUAGUUUAUUAUUAUUAUUAAGGUGGAAUUUAUUGCUUCCAUUGGGUCUAGUCCUGCUGCCUUUGAAGUCCAGAGCAAAACUCCAGUUGACUCCCAUGGCAACAGGACAGGCCUGAUUACCUGUUCUAGAAAGAAAAUUACUGAUCUUAAGGAAAGAGUCAAAAAGACAGCAUUUCAUCCCAGUCCUAUGUAAAAGACAGUCCAAGGUUUUGUUUAUCACAGGCAAACUCAUUUUUAUGGUGCUCUUCGUAUUUUAGAACUGCAAAGCAAAGUAACGUUGAUUUAAGUUGUUUGCAUUUGUACCGGCAAGGCAAAAUAUUUUUAUUACCUUUUUCUAUUACUUAUUGUAUGAGCUUUUGUUGUUUACUUGGAGGUUUUGUCUUUUACUACAAGUUUGGAACUAUUUAUUAUUGCUUGGUAUUUGUGCUCUGUUUAAAAAACGAGAGCACUUUUUUUUUUAUUAUGGAUAAAAUGUUGAGAUGGCUGGAGGUCAUUUCAAUAUGGCUUAGUGAAAUAUUUAUUGUUCCUUUUAUUCUCUGUACAAGAUUUUUGGCCUCUUUUUUUCCCCUUAUUGUCACAAUGUUGAGUUCAGCAUGUGUCUACCAUUUCAUUUGUACGCUCGUUCAAAACAACGUUUGUUCCAGUUUCAAGUUAUAAAAAUAAAUUGGACAUUUGACUUGA